Molecule: messenger RNA, 5190 nt
Organism: Mizuhopecten yessoensis (Yesso scallop)
Lineage: Eukaryota; Metazoa; Mollusca; Bivalvia; Pectinida; Pectinidae
Exons: 18
Coding region: 20-2047 (675 amino acids)
Biological process (GO): protein dephosphorylation
Molecular function (GO): protein phosphatase regulator activity
Source: RefSeq, a predicted model, not a curated record
CGAAAGGUUAAAUUACAAUAUGGCCGACGAAAUACAACAGAAACUUUGCAGUUCGGCAAAAAUAGACCGAGAUCGUGGAUAUCAAGAUUUACUCAGACAUAUUCACACAUUGGAAGAAGAGGGUCUAUGUGAUCUUGAGCAAAAGUUCAUCCAUUUGUUGGCUGACAGUACUGCACCAUGGGAAGCAAAGCACGGAGCCCUCAUGGGAUCCAAGGCGCUGCUGCUGAGUGGAAAUACAACAGACGAUUUUGUAGUUGACAUGAGAGCUAAAGCAAUCGACCUUCUGGACGACAGGGAAUUUAGAAUCAGAAUUGCUGCGGGUGAAGUCCUAGGAGCUUUGUGUAAGAAAGUUGGCCCUGAAAUCUAUAACAGGUCCAAAACAGUCAUACUUGAAAAAAUUCAUGUGAACCUGGAACGAGAUCCAAUGAUGGAUGUUGAUAAGAAUGAGCAGGAGGAGGCGAGCAAAUUGAUGGAAAAACUCAGCAGUUCACCUGGGAGGAGAGGCAGUGCUGAUGCUGAACAAAUCUUUCAUGACACAGCUGGUUGGAAAAAUUUAGAAACAUCUAUGAAAUGCCUUCAGUCUGUGGUGGACGGCUGCGGUCACCUGUUUGCUGAGUUUGUUGACCAGGAGUUACUCGAUUUGAUAUUCCGUGCUCUAAAGCAUACCAACAGAUUUGUGCGAGAGACCGGGUUCUAUGUUUGUGCCUCAAUAGUGGCAACUGGGAUGUCAGAGGAAGGUGCGGAACCUGUGAUGUUGGAGAACAACCCGCUGUACCAGUACGGACAACAGUUUGCCGAGUACCUGGCCCUCGGACUGGCCGACAACUGGAGUCAGGUUCGCCUGGCUGCAUCGACAACAACGAGACGGUUCUUACUAAGUCUUCCAUCAGAAGAGAGUAGAGAACACUUUUUCCCUGCUCUGCUACCAAAGAUGUGUCUAAACAGAUACUAUGUGGCUGAAGGAGUGCGCAUUUACUCACAGGACACUUGGAAACUAGUGACAAAGACAGACGGCAAACGCUACGUGGAAAAGUACAUUAAUCAAGUGGUGGAUUAUUAUGUGGAUGCAACAGGGGCAGAUAACCACGCUGUGAGAGAAGCAGCAUGUGCCUGUAUUGCGGAGCUCGGAGCUAAAAUUGACAGAGACCAGGUGCGGCCCUUCGUGCCUCGACUCCUUGAGACCCUCAUCAUAUGUUUCAACGACGAGAGCUGGCCUGUCAGAGAUGCUGCUUGUGUGGCUAGUGGAAACUUCAUUGUCUGUUUCCCAGAAGAAUCCAGGAGUUCUUUGCCUGCCCUCUAUCCCUUGUUCUUCAACAAUUUACAAGACAACAUUGCAUCUGUCCGCCAGGGUGCUGCCUUGGCACUGGCCAACCUUGUACAGGCCUACGGCCAAGAGAGUCUGGACUUUGUGAUGGGUAAGAUUAAGGAGGGUCUAGAGGGUCUUGAGAAACAGCCAGCCUCCAAGGAAAAGUACAGUGACAUGGAUACAGGGCCUGCCACAUAUGGGGUGGUCAAACGUCGCCAUGACAAUGACCUUGACCUUCACACAGACAAACAGAUGUACUCCUGUGGAUCCCUGGCACCUAAGAUGGGCAGGUCCAGAGGGGGCGGUUGUAUGGACCACAAGUUCAGAAAGCCGACAGAACCUUGGGAACUUGCUGAUGGGUGUAUUCAUUUACUUGCUGAGCUGUCUAAUCACCACGACCUUGCAGUCCCUGUCAGUCAGAUGUUACCAGAUAUGGCUAAAUCAUCAUCUUACCAGCAUUACACCCAACACAUUGUUUAUUGUGAAACUAUAUGUAAACAGCUGCCGAACAUUGCCAAAGGAAUUGGAAAGAGGCAUUUCAAAAUGCAUUUAGAAAUGUUUCUGGAUACAAUAUUUUACAGUAUGACCUGUGAUAACUCAUUGACAUCAAGUGCGGCUAGUCAAUGCCUGAAUCAGCUGAGUGCUUUCUUGGGGCCAAACAUUCUCAAAGGACGCGUUGAGCAAUACAACCCAAGAUAUUUGGAGCAUUUGAAUGCUAAUCAGUGCAUAGCGGCAUUAUAGCAGAGGUGGAUGAUUUCCUGAUGGAUAAAAUACUACCUGCAUGUAGAAUCCCCCCACCCCGUAGCCCUCCUCACCCAUCCCAAGUGACCGCGGACCACCCCACCUUUGUGUUGAUGAGCUUCUGGUUACAGUAUUAUGACAGUGACAUUCGUAUAGUUUCAAUAGUAUUGAUAUAAGUCAUACACAAGUCUGGAUGUUUCAUUAAAAUAUUUGUUCUUGUAUACUUAAACAUAGUGUUUGUGUCAUAUCAUAUCUGUUGUAAGAAUAGCUCAACUGAGCUAAAGUAGCUUCGUUUUAAAACAUCACGUUACAUAAAAAUGUUGUGUAUCUUUGAAACUGCAAUACAUGAACUUGUAUGUGUUUAGUGCAAUGAUGUUGUACAGAAGAUUAAAGAGGAAUCCUGUACAAAACAUUGUACCGUACAGCAGGAAAUUUCUGUGGGGUUGAUAUUUUCACGAUUUCGUGGGUCAAUUACGUGACCGCGAAAACAUGAUUCGCAGAAUAAAAUGAUAAGCAAAAAAAUGAUUUGUGAUAUGAAACUUCAUAACAGUAAUGUCGUAAUGGAAUAGCAAGUAUGUGGUUGUAAUAAUUCAUAUACAUAAAGAGUAAUGAUUUUUGAAAUAGGAAAUAUCACACAUCCUAUAGUUCUGCUGAUGGUUUGUUUAAGAAAAGAUACUUGCAUGCUGUUUUUCAAUAUGCUGUCAUAAGCCUAUUCGUUUGAUUAUUUAAGGCUUUAUAUGCUGAAUGUCACCUUUGUGUGCUAAUCAAAAACACUAAGAUUUGGCUCUGUCAUAUGUCUAGAUCGUGAAGUUAUAAUCGGUGUAAGUUUAAUUAGUUUUGGUUCAAAACUGCGACCAUUUAAGCCCGCGUAAAUAAGCAGUUACACGGUAUCUUAUCUAGUGUAAAAAAGUGAUUAGUAUUACUGUGUUUGGUAUCUAGUUCAUGUCUGCUCUUGAAUACUGAGAAAUAAGUACUACACUGUACUAGUGGUGUGUCCGAUACCUAUCCAUACAACGUAGGUAGUGUAAAAUGCUUUGUUCUGCUAACAAUGUAUCAGAAACUUGGAUAUUUUUGGGAGGGCCCAUACUCAAAGUAUAUCUAUUAGAUAAAUAUAUGAAACGUCUUAAUUUGAAUUGACAAAUAUCCAAGGCUGUGCGUUAAUUUUUUUUCUUUCUCUGACAUGGCCACAGUGAUUACUGUAUGUAAGUUUGAAUUGGUCUCACUCGGUGUUGAUACAUCAAAGGAAAUCUUUCAUUGUGAUGCAACAUUUUCAUUAUAUGUUAAGUGUAAUGUAGAUAAGAAUCUAUAUUGUAAUAGCUUGAUUACUGUCGUAUUACAUUAUCACAAUGAGUACCAUAUUCGCCAUAAUUAGCACCCCUUCCUGUAUAGCGCCCUCUGUUACACAAAUGAAGCACCGGUAUUCCACUUCAUAGGAGACUAUUAUUACAAUCUUGACUGCACAUUCGCUGAUGAACAACUUGGGAAUUUUUCACAGGUUAAUGUAUUGGACAGUAAUUAAAUUAUGUGCAAAAAAGCAACUGUCUUAACUUUUUUAUUUAAUCCAAAUAAGUGCCCCUUUUUAAAUGGAUGCAUCCGAGGAACUGAUUAUGUCGAAUAUGAAAAUAAUUGUUCAUAAUUACAAAUGAUCUACCAAACUUCACAUCAACUAGACUAAGUGUACUGGGUAAUAUCACAGACAGGUAGAAUGAUCUACAGAACUUUACAUCAACUAGACUAAGUGUACUGGGUAAUGUAACGGACAUGUAGAAUGCUCUACAGAACUUUACAUCAACUAGACAAGAGUACUGGGUAAUAUCACAGACGGGUAGAAUGAUCUACAGAACUUUACAUCAACUAGAUUAGGUGUAGUACUGGGUAAUAUCACAGACAGGUAGAAUGCUCUACAGAACUUUACAUCAACUAGACAAGAGUACUGGGUAAUAUCACAGACGGGGAGAAUGAUCUACAGAACUUUACAUCAACUAGACUAGGUGUACUGGGUAAUGUAACAGACGGGUAGAAUGAUCUACAAAACUUUACAUCAACUAGACUAAGUGUACUGGGUCAUAUCACAGACAGGGAGAAUGAUCUACAGAACUUUACAUCAACUAGACUAAGUGUACUGGGUCAUAUCACAGACAGGUAGAAUGAUCUACAGAACUUUACAUCAACUGGACUAAGAGUACUGGGUAAUAUCAGACAGGUAGAAUGCUCUACAGAACUUUACAUCAACUAGACUAGGUGAACUGGGUAAUAUAACAGACAGGUAGAAUGAUCUACAGAACUUCACAUCAACUAGACUAAGAGUACUGGGUAAUAUCACAGACGGAUAGAAUGAUCUACAGAACUUUACAUCAACUAGACUAGGUGUACUGGGUAAUAUCACAGACAGGUAGAAUGAUCUACAGAACUGUACAUCAAUUAGACUAAGAGUACUGGGUAAUAUAACAGACAGGUAGAAUGAUCUACAGAACUUUACAUCAACUAGACUAGGUGUACUGGGUAAUAUCGGACAGGUAGAAUGAUCUACAGAAAUUUACAUCAACUAGACUAAGUGUACUGGGUCAGAUCACAGACAGGUAGAAUGCUCUACAGAACUUUACAUCAACUAGACUAAGUGAACUGGGUAAUAUCACAGACAGGUAGAAUGAUCUACAGAACUUUACAUCAACUAGACUAAGUGUACUGGGUAAUGUAACAGACAGGUAGAAUAAAAGCUUAUAUACAAUUACAUAUACAGCGAAUUCAUGGGAUAAGUUGUGGAUUUGACACCGAUGUUGUAACCAUGGUAAGCUGGCUUUGGUAAGAUUAUGUAUGUUACACAGAGGGUAUAUACAAUGUGUUUCUGUAAUCAUUAUAUCAUAUAUCAGUGUGGGAGGUUUAAUUAAAAGAUUAUGUAUGUUAUACAGAGGGUAUUUACACUGUGUUUCUGUAAUCAUUAUAUCAGUGAUCAGUGUGGAGGGUUUACUUGUAUAGGAUUGUUUGUGUUAUACAGAUCGAGGGUAUAUACAAUGUGUUUCUGUAAUCAUUAUAUCAGUGAUCAGUGUGGAGGGUUUACUUGUAUAGGAUUGUGUGUGUUAUACAGAGGGUAUAUACAAUGUGUUUCUGUAAUCAUUAUAUCAGUGAUCAGUGUGGAGGGUUUA